Molecule: messenger RNA, 3968 nt
Organism: Odobenus rosmarus divergens (Pacific walrus)
Lineage: Eukaryota; Metazoa; Chordata; Mammalia; Carnivora; Odobenidae
Gene: SYNPO2
Product: synaptopodin 2
Exons: 5
Coding region: 142-3939 (1265 amino acids)
Biological process (GO): positive regulation of actin filament bundle assembly
Cellular component (GO): nucleus; actin cytoskeleton; Z disc
Molecular function (GO): actin binding
Source: RefSeq, a predicted model, not a curated record
GCGGCCGCUGCAGCAGCUGAAGCUCUGCGCUCCCCAAUCCUGCCUCCUGGGCGGGCGCCUGGAGCUAAGUACACAUCUCAACGGCACCGAAGCCUCCUCUGUCUUUUCAAGCUCUUCAUGCUACCCAACUAAAAGGAGAAAAUGGGCACCGGGGAUUUUAUCUGCAUUUCCAUGACCGGAGGGGCGCCCUGGGGGUUCAGAUUGCAAGGUGGCAAGGAGCAGAAGCAGCCCUUACAAGUUGCUAAGAUCCGAAGCCAGAGCAAAGCCUCUGGGUCUGGGCUCUGUGAGGGGGAUGAAGUGGUUUCUAUCAAUGGCAACCCUUGUGCAGACCUCACCUACCCCCAAGUCAUCAAGCUCAUGGAGAGCAUAACGGACUCUCUCCAAAUGCUUAUCAAAAGACCAUCCAGUGGAGUAAAUGAGACUUCCAUCUCUGAAACUGAAAACAACCCCCCCGAGCAUCUCACCCAUGAGGGGCGCGUGGAAAGUACCACCCUGCAGAUUCGACCAGCCGCAAAGAGCCAGCACAGAGAGUUGUACGUUGCCUCAGUCAGGAGUGGGGCUCCUCUAGCUGAGGACCAAGGGAGUGGUCCUGGUUUUUCUGGGAGCAUAAAAGAAGAAACAGGCCUGAGCUACCAUGUGGCUCCCCCUAUGCCUGACUCCCAAGCAGGACGCUUAGCAGAGGAGAUUAUCUUAAGGGAGAAGGCAGAAGUUGGGCAGCCAGGCUCUGUGGUUGAGCUACAACUGUCCCUUUCACAAGAGAGACACAAGGUCACGAAUGUCCCUGUGGUGGCUCUCGUGGGAGCUGAAAAAUCCAAGUCUCCUGACCCAGAUCCUCCCCAUGUACACCACAGCGGGAUCGUCCACAUAAAUUCAGUCCCCACGAAGGAGAAAGGGGAGCCUUCUCUGAGGUCCAGCAAGAUAAUCCAGCUCUCCAGUGGCAAAGAGUUAAAAGUGAUCCAGGGAAGUGAAGCAGGAGACUCGGGGCUGCCCCGGGUGGAAGUGAUACUCGACUGCUUGGACAAGCAGAAGACGGACGGGUGCAGGCUUCAGGCAGGAAAGGGGUGUGUGGAUUCUCCAGUAGAAGGAGGGCAGUCAGAAGCACCUCCUUCUCUGGUAUCCUUUGCAGUCUCAUCAGAAGGCACAGAGCAGGGAGAAGAUCCACGCUCGGAAAGGGAUCACAGCCGACCUCACAAGCACCGAGCGCGCCACGCACGGCUCAGGAGGAGUGAAAGCCUAUCAGAAAAGCAGGUGAAAGAAGCAAAAUCUAAAUGCAAAAGCAUUGCCCUCCUUCUUACAGAUGCCCCCAACCCCAACUCCAAAGGGGUGUUGAUGUUUAAGAAGCGUCGCAGGCGGGCCAAGAAAUACACCCUAGUCAGCUACGGCACUGGCGAACUUGAGCGGGAGGCAGACGAGGGGGAGGAAGGUGACAAAGAGGAUACCUGUGAAGUAGCCUUCCUGGGCACGAGUGAAUCAGAGGUGGAUGAAGAGUUAUUGUCUGACAUUGACGACAGCGCACAAGUUGUGAACUUUGACUGGGAUUCCGGACUAGUGGACAUCGAGAAGAAACUGAACAGAGGAGACAAGAUGGAGAUGUUGCCAGACACCUCAGGCAAGGGCGCCCUCAUGUUUGCCAAGAGGAGGGAACGAAUGGAUCAGAUCGCAGCCCAAAAAGAGGAGGAGAGGGUGGGUGGAGUGCGAAGCAGAGAACCCGAUGCUGCACAGUCGGAGGGCCUGAGAACCAUGGCUUCUUACCAAAGGAAGGAGGAAGAAUCUGUAAGAGUGCAGAGCUCUGUGAGCAGAAGCUACAUCGAGGUGAGCCAUGGUCAUGGCCAUGUGCCCCAACAGAACGGCUUCAGUGGGGUGUCCGAAACAGCAGAGGCCCAGAGGAUGAUCCCUAUGAACAGAACAGCCAAACCCUUCCCGGGGUCUGUGAACCAGCCAGCGACCCCCUUCUCCCCAACCCGAAACAUGGCAAGUCCCAUGGCAGACUUUCCGGCGCCUCCACCUUACUCUGCAGUCACACCUCCACCUGAAGCCUUCUCCAGAGCGGUAUCAAGUCCGGUAGCUGGCCCGGCACAGCCUCCUCCGUGGCCCCAGCCUGCCCCCUGGUCCCAGCCAGCCUUUUACGACUCAUCUGAGCGAAUAGCCUCCCGGGAUGAAAGGAUCGCUGUGCCGGCAAAAAGAACAGGAAUAUUGCAGGAGGCCAAAAGGAGAAGCACGACGAAGCCCAUGUUCACUUUUAAAGAGCCCAAAGUAAGCCCAAAUCCUGAACUCUUGUCACUUCUUCAAAAUUCGGAAGGCAAAAAGGGCGCCGGAGCCGGAGGCGAUUCCGGACCCGAAGAAGACUACCUCAGUUUAGGAGCAGAGGCUUGUAAUUUCAUGCAGAGCUCCUCCGCAAAACAAAAGACUCCGCCUCCUGUUGCUCCGAAACCCGCAGUCAAGUCCUCGUCCUCCCAACCAGGAACUCCAGUGUCUCUGGUCUGGUCCCCAGGCGUGCCUCCGACCCAACCUCCUGCCUUCCCCACGUCCAACCCGUCGCAGGGCACCGGUGUCUCCUCCAUCAAAAUAGCCCAGCCUGCCCGCGCUCCUGCCCGGCCCGCGAGCGCUCUGACCCUGGCUGGUCCCUUCAAAGGACCACAACCAGCAGUAGCCAGUCCCAGCUACACACCUAAGCCAGCGGCUCCCACAGCAACAGUGAACGCGGCUCAUGCUGGUGCCCUGGGACCAUCCAAUGAGCUUCCAGGAAUGAGUGGGAAAGGAGCCCAGCUCUUUGCGAAAAGGCAGUCGAGGAUGGAGAAGUAUGUGGUCGAUUCAGAAACGGUGCAGGCCCAUGCUGCUCGCGCCCAGUCUCCCACUCCGUCCCUACCGGCCGGCUGGAAGUACUCCUCCAACGUCCGCGCACCUCCUCCUGUGGCCUACAAUCCUAUCCACUCCCCCUCCUACCCUCUGGCUGCUCUGAAGUCUCAGUCUUCAGCCCCACAGGCCUCCAAGACAAGCAAGAAAAAGGGCAAAAAACCCCUCAAUGCUUUGGACGUCAUGAAGCACCAACCGUAUCAGCUAAACGCAUCCUUGUUUACUUUCCAACCUCCAGAUGCAAAGGAUGACCUCCUCCAGAAGUCGUCCGCCAAGGUCAGUCCGGUGCCAGCCAUGAAGCAAGCUCUUCCUCCCUGGCCCGUGAAUGCUGCCUCGCCCACUACAGCGCAGGCCUCCUCUGUGUACUCGGUGCCCGCAUACAGCUCUCCGUCUGCGUUCUUUGCAGAGGCCACCUCACCGGUCAGCGCAUCCCCAGUGCCCAUGGGCAUUGCCACCUCUUCCAAGCAAGAAUCAGCCGCUACGUCUUACUUUGUGGCACCGAGGCCGAAGUUCUCAGCCAAGAGAAGUGGUGUUCCAGUUCAGCAGAUUGGACACUCCCUUUCUUUUCCUGGAAGAGCAGUCCCACCCACCAUCUCCACAACAUCUCCUUGGGUAUUCCAGCCAGCUUAUAACUACUCUAGCAAAUCAACUGAUGAGCUAGAGAAGGCAAACAAGAGACUAACUCCUUGGGUUGCAGCAGCGAAGUCUCCUCUUGGUCUAGUGGAUGAUGCCUUUAAACCCAGAAACAUCCAGGAAUCCAUUGUGGCAAAUGUGGUCUCAGCAGCUAGGAGGAAGGCGCUUCCAGGGCGCUCAGAGGAUUGGAACGAGAGACUGUCCUAUGUUCCUCAAGCCCAGAAGGUGAAUGUGAGCGCAUUUGCAAGGCAAGAGUAUAAUGUUGCCUCUUUACCUAAUAAUAAUAUGUCCACCAACUCCCAAUAUGGUUCACAGUUGCCAUAUGCAUAUUAUAGGCAGCCUUCCAGAAAUGAUUCUGAAAUAAUGUCCGUGGAAACUAGGUCUGAUUACUGUCUUUCAAUAGCUGAUUGCAACUACAACCCACACCCAAGGGGAUGGAGGCACCAAACAUGAAUGUUAGAAAAACUGAUCUUGUGCCAUCU